GCUGCCCUUUAGGCUUUCUCCGUUGUUCCGUGGAGGGCGGGAAAACCGGUUGGUUCGGGCGGCGGUUUACCUUUCGCGUUGUCGCGCUGCGGGAGAGGCGCGUGAUUGACGGAAAUCUUCGCAUUUCAGACCACCCCCGUUUCGAUGCCCUGGCUUUAGCUUCGCUAUGAGCUUCCUCCGAGAAACAGAUUGGUCCCUCUUUACGUUAUUGCACCAACACCGAUCUGAGCUCAGUGAAGCUGCGAGAAAAACGCUUGGAAAUAAGCGUGACCCCCUUGUGUCCGUUCAUUGCAGCGAAAUCCCUAGCUCUGAGGUUCUUAGAGCAAUUGAAAAUGUUAUUGAAGAUAUUAUCACAAGUCUGUCCAGAAAUGAAGCACCUGUUCUCUUCUACAAUAACAGAUCAGAUUGGGAUAACAUACAGUUUAAAGAUUCUGUAGGUUUGCAGAUGGCAUCUAAUUGUACCACAAGGAAAAUAAGAAGUGACUGUCCCAAAUCAGCCCCAAAGUUUGCACUAUUCCUUAAAAUAUUAUCUGUCAUCUAUAAGAUGGUGCAGACCAAUAUUUAUGCAACUAAAAGAGAUAUAUUCUAUACUGAUACACAGUGUUUUGGCAACCAACGAGUUGUGGACAACAUAAUCAAUGAUAUUUCUUGUAUGCUCAAGACACCUCGAAGGAGUCUACAUAUUCUGUCUACCAGCAAAGGAUGUAUUGCUGGUAAUUUAGGUUAUGUUGAGGAAGAUGGCACAAAAGUUAACUGUACCUGCAGUACAAUGACAGCUGUACCAUCUAAUGUUGAAGGAAUGAGAAAUUUGAGCACCGAUGCACAAUUUAUUCUAAUUGUAGAAAAAGAUGCAACAUUUCAGAGACUCUUGGAUGACAACUUCUGCAGUAAAUUGUCCCCAUGUAUAAUGAUUACGGGAAAAGGUGUGCCAGAUCUAAACACAAGACUUCUAGUAAAAAAAUUAUGGGAUUCAUUUCAUGUACCUAUCUUUGCUCUCAUGGAUGCAGAUCCACAUGGUAUUGAAAUAAUGUGUGUCUACAAGUAUGGAUCUGUGUCAAUGUCAUUUGAAGCCCAUCACCUCACAGUUCCAGCUAUAAGAUGGCUUGGACUCCUUCCAUCAGAUUUUGAAAGGCUGAAUAUUCCUAAGAGUGCACUGAUACCACUGACUAAACGAGACCAGAGUAAGCUAAGCAGUUUGCAGAUGAGGCCUUACAUUUCUUAUCACCCGCCCUGGAAAAAAGAACUAGAUAUUAUGGCAGUAUCUAAAAUGAAGGCUGAAAUCCAAGCUCUGAAUUCUUUUUCAUCAGAUUACCUAUCCAAAGUAUAUUUGCCAAACAAGUUGCAGUUUGGUGGAUGGAUAUGAAUAUUUGGACUACCUUUCAAAAGGCAGGUUUCACUCAAAGCUGUUAAACCAGGCUUCAUAAAAAUGGCAGUCAUUCUGAAUGAAACACUAUAAAGAUAUUGUUUGAGAUUUUUAAAAUGUUUUUGGGAAUUUCUUCUUGUACAUCUUUAUAAUUUUUUUACCCAUGUUCUUAUCUGUGCUUGCAGUAGUUCAGAGGUGUUUUAGAUUUAUUGAUCACCUGUAAAUACAAAUAAAAAUCUUAUAUUUCUGAUGUAAAA
Heteronotia binoei (common prickly gecko) is the source of this 1620-nucleotide messenger RNA. It is a transcript of the gene SPO11, whose product is annotated as SPO11 initiator of meiotic double strand breaks. The coding region runs from base 167 to 1363 and encodes 398 amino acids. The record is from RefSeq and is a predicted model, not a curated record. Gene Ontology annotation, molecular function: DNA binding; DNA topoisomerase type II (double strand cut, ATP-hydrolyzing) activity; ATP binding. Lineage: Eukaryota; Metazoa; Chordata; Lepidosauria; Squamata; Gekkonidae. The transcript is spliced from 13 exons. Gene Ontology annotation, biological process: meiotic DNA double-strand break processing; reciprocal meiotic recombination; meiotic DNA double-strand break formation. Gene Ontology annotation, cellular component: nuclear chromosome.